CGAGUUGUUUCCCUUAGGAGUCGUGUUGCACAACUUCCGAGUAACUCGUUAUCUAUUUUUGGAUGUGUCGUCUUGUUUAAGGUGGAACAUUAUAUUUAAGAAAGCCACAUGCCCAUCCGAAGCACAGAAGUUGCUCUUACACGACUAGACAAUUGUCUAACCUGGCAUCGUCAACUAGCGGCAGCAGGAAAGAAGGUGACAUCACAACGAUGGCUACAGCAACAAAAUGCGAGACCCCACAAAGUGAAGGAGGUCCGGUUGAUUAAGACAGCUUUCCCCAAUGGCUGUCGAAUCAUAAAAGACAUAGGCAUGUUUACACAUGUCGUUACAGUUCAGCCAGCUGACAUGGAUGUAGUUCUGAAGUUUCAGCUGACAGGUUCUUACCCAUCAGUCAUUCCAGAGAUCGCUGUCCGAUCUGAGAGUUUGAGUGAGGAAGAUGGUGAUGAGUUGAAGUGCCACCUAAGCACUGAGGCUGCAAAGCUGCUAAACCAGCCCAUGAUACGGACUUUGGUUACUUUUGCUGAAGAAUGGCUCAGAAGUCAUGGUGUACAUCCAGGAAAAUCUGUAAAAGCUAGCACUGAUGUGGUCCUGGACAAUAAAAAAAAGCAGAAGAAGAAGAGAUCAAAAAAGACAAAAAGUGAAGAUGAGGAAGAAGACAAGAAAAUACCCUCGAUGAAAACAGCAGAAGAUGUUAUCAAACGUAUUUUGUGGGAUGACAAAUUAGAUAAAGAUGACUUCCUGGUUGGUUAUCUGGACAGAUUUAAAGGUAUUGUGGAGAAAUAUUUUUCUGCCUUUUCAUGGGAAGAUAUAGCCACUGUUGAUUAUGAUGUACUUGCUGUUCCUAAGCAUCGUAUUCAAUACUUCAAGUACCGUGAAGAGAAAAUCUGGGACAAACCAUCACGUCUUGACAAUGUGUUUGGCUCAAGGGGCAGUGGAAUUACCAUCUAUGAUGUUAUUGAACGGUAUCAACCGCCCUCACAACAAUCUGAAGUGUCUUCUGUGCCUGAUCAGCCACAAGAGUCAAAUGGAACAGCUGUAGGUGAACAGAAUAAUAGUGAAGAUUAUGACAGUGAAGAUGAUGAUAGUGAUGAUGGUAUCAUUGUCACUAUUGGUGCAUCAGUCAAUACUGGCUAUACAGGAACACAAAAUCAGCUAGAAUUUGGACCAGAUGCAGAUGAAGAAAAACAUUCAUACUGGGAAGACAAAUUGCGUCCUAACUAUUUCUUGGCUGUGCGCAUCACAGACGGAGAUAUACUGCAGGCAGUGGAACAGGUACAAGACUACCUACUGGACAAUGAACCAGUGCUGGGGCCAUGCUGUAUUCCUCCUAAAGCUUUACACAUUACACUGUGCACACUUGGACUUGACACUGCAGAACAGAUUAACCAUGCAGCUGAGGUUCUGAAAAAUAUUCAGCUAGAAAUUGCUUCAUCUCUUCCUAAAGAGCCUCUUCGCCUUGAUGGUGUCUCUAACUUCUUCAACCGUGUUGUAUAUGCAAAAGUGCACUACCAACAGGAUUUUAUUAAAUUUGUAGACCACUUAAAACUGUUGCUGAGAGAAUCAGGAGUUGAGAUCCGUGACAACUAUGAGUUUGUGCCCCACAUGACCAUUAUGAAGGUGAGCAGACCUGUAGCACGAAUAAGAGGCUCCAAAAAUAUAGAUCCCUGGUUGUAUAGCAACUUCUCAGACUUUCUUUUUGGGCAGCAAGUGGUUGAUGGUGUCUAUUUAUGUUCCAUGGGAGAUGAACGAAGACCAGAUGGUUUUUAUGUUUGUCCAGCAGAAAUUCACUUUAGGUAAAGUGAGGACCAGCUACCUUGUAUAAAAAAUGUACCAUACAUUCAUUGAAAUGAAUAAAAUUAGAAGUUUUAUUUUGUAUCUGAAGAAAAGCAGCCAAAUGUUUAUUCUAAAAACUUGACUAACUGAAAAAUGUUUCAAUGAAUUAUUCAAAUAUAACAUGAGAAUCAUGUUGAAAUUGGUAUAUGCUCAAUAAAUAGAAUGUUUGUAUCAGAUAUCUUGCACACCUGAUUAUGUAUUAUUUAUUUAUAUGUACAUGAAUGCCUUUUCUGACACUUCAUUUUUAGUUCUCUGUAAAUCACAGCAUAUUGAGUUGCUUGGGAUGUGAAUUCUGUACUAAGAACAUUUUGCCAUGCUAAUUGGUAAGUCUAUGUACACAUUAUUGUGUGGUAUGAAACUGAAACUGUGCACAAUUUUUCACUAAAAAUGUAAUAAACACAGAAAAAGAGAUGUUAUAAAAAUA
Molecule: messenger RNA, 2257 nt
Organism: Pomacea canaliculata
Lineage: Eukaryota; Metazoa; Mollusca; Gastropoda; Architaenioglossa; Ampullariidae
Product: leukocyte receptor cluster member 9-like
Exons: 3
Coding region: 109-1797 (562 amino acids)
Molecular function (GO): protein binding
Source: RefSeq, a predicted model, not a curated record